AUGAUUGCUAUUCACAGUACUUUGAUCCAGAGUAGAAAGAUGCAUGCAGCUAUGGAACUUUACACAUGGAAUAGAUGCAAUCACCCCAACAUCAUGCCACUGCUUGGCCUAACGGUCUUUCGGAGUAGAAUAGGGAUGGUCUCAGUUUGGAUGAAACAUGGAAAUUUACCCAAGUAUCUAAAGAAAGAGCUAGGGGCAAAUCGACUCAACAUGUGCACUCAAAUCUGUGAGGGAGUAGAAUAUCUGCACCAAAUCAACGUUGUGCAUUGUGACUUGAAAGGGGCAAAUGUACUCGUGUCGGAUCAGGGGAUCCCGGUCCUUACAGACUUCGGAGCCUCGUCGGUGUUCAACCAGACAAUGCGUUUUACGCCAACAACAAGCGGCCUUACUUAUACAUUACGAUGGUCGGCGGCUGAAAUUAUCAAAGAGACCCAUCCGCACACAAAAGCCUCUGAUGUUUAUGCGUUGGGAAUGAUCAUAUAUGAAGCAGUAUCAGGAAAGAUUCCAUAUGACGGGAAGAAAGACUAUAACGUGAUGUUCUUGGUGACUCAAGAGAAAGAACUCCCCGAGAGGCCUGAACGCAUGCCAAAUGGCGAAGAAGUUAAAGAUGAACUAUGGGAAUUGCUCACUCGCUGCUGGUCUUAUGAGCGAGAAGCACGCCCAAACGCACAUGAGGUGAAGGAAGCUAUAGAUAAAAUUGCUGGAUUUGAUGACUUUGAUGACGAUGACUACACUCCUGGGGCGACUCCGUUUGGACGCUCGACACAACCACAGCUGGGACGUGUGUCGCCGACUCCUAGCCAUCCUUUCGGUGACCAUGGGCAGUCUACGAUGUUUACUCUUCCAGCCCAAAAUGGAGGAUCGCUUCCAACUUCGUCUUUAUUAUCCGCAGCCCCUGUUGGUGCCCCAACUUCUGCCGGGAACAGUAAUAACGGUGGAGGAAUGUUCUCCGUUUCGAAUGGCAGUGGGAUAUUUGCACCUCCUGGUCAUGCUCGUGGCGAAUCCGACACAUCUAUACACUCAUUCCAUUUCGACCCACCUCCGCCCCCAGGCCCUCCGCGCACCAAGCGCAAGGGCUCUUUUGCUUCGCUCAAAGCUGCGUUCAAAAGCGGAACGAGCGGGAAAUCAGCACCACCUGUUCCAAAGUCGCAGCCGCGCCGUCCUUCUGCAAGCGUCGUGCCCGGUCGGGUUGGUAUGAAAAGCAUGCAUUCAGCCGCUCCCUCCUAUGCCGCCUCGGAAUUCAGCGACGGGGGUGGUGGGAAUUCGUCGUUUGGAGGGUUUGGUGGAUUCAAUGGAUUCAACAUCACUACUAACUCUGGGUUUGGACCGGCUGAUGAAGAAGUGCCUCCCGUUCCCCAGUUGCCAGGCCAAAGCUCAGCACCUCGGGACCUUAGCUCGGGAGGUUUCAAGUUCGGAGGUAUACGACCUAGAAACAUUAGCACAUCAGUCGUAAGCCAAGCUGGUGGUAGUACUGCAGACUUUAACCAAAACGUUCCGAUACCUCGUCCCCCACGCCGUGCUACCACUCCCCACGAGAAUGACGAUGCCACGCCCGACCCCAAAACUCCGGCGGAGUAUGCGCUGCAUGCCGUGUUUAUACGGUUUGUUACUGAGGUCGAACAGAAGACAAGCGCGUUUUUGAAGGAGCCGUUGCAUUCGGAGCCACUUUUAUCCACUAUACUUGGCCCUGGCGCUGAUCGUCAAUUCGAUUCCACCCUGGAUUCUCUUGCCCACAUUGCCUUGAAGCAUACUAGACUUGUUAUCGAUGCCCUUGCUCGGUGGAGACGCACUCAGAGACUUAUCCCUACUUCUGCUCAGAUACGUGUUCAUACACAGCGGCAUCUGCUUGGCCACGGUCCUACUCAUUCAGAUACGCCUUCAGCUACCAAUCUAAGCACAACUCUCGGAGCGCUCAACCCUGGCGGACUGCCUCAAAGUGGAUCGGGCUAUGGCUAUGUGUACUCUCAAUCAGAGGUUACGAAGGUGUUAGCCGAGAGGAUGGAACUUAUGACGGUUUACGUAUUGUCUCGAGCUUUGUUGGUAGUAUUGGCCAGUGUGAGUGAACUGGGAAAGGAUGUACUUGGAGAGGGUAUGGGUGCUAGCUUGGAAGAAAACUCGUUUGAACCGGUUCGAAACCCCGAUCUGAAGAGACUCGCCCUUUCAGGCAACCAUCGAGCCAAUGCAGAGCUUUACGCAUCGCUCCUUGGACAAAUAGCCAAUAUUCGUUUCCAGAGUGUUACCGACCGAUAUCUUCGUGAACUUGAACCUGUUGCUGCUGGCCAAGUUCUCCGAGACCAUGAUGCACGCUACGAGCAUAUCGUUGAGGGAUUGAAGCAUAUCCGGAUCAAAGUGUGGCCCCCUGAAGCGUUUGAAGAGGGCGCAGAGUUCAUGGAGACACUUUCCAAAUCCUUUGCCAAUGCACAUGGUACUCGUCUAAAAAUUGCUUUUGUCAAGUCGUUGGUGGAGAUCUUACACCCUAUCGGCAAGACUGCACAAGCUGAAGUCAAUCACCCAGGAUGGGCGAAAGCAAUUGACCUCAUAUACCCAAAAGCCCGCGAGAUGAUCACAAAGCCUCGUUAUUUUGCCGUUGCGUAUCCUUUAGUGAUAUCAUCCCUAUGUGUUGCUCCCCAGGAUUUCUUCGCGAAAAACUGGAUGGCAUGUAUUGAUUUGAGUAUAGCCAAGAUGAAGCAAGAAAAACAAUCUCGCGUCAUGUGUUUAAACGGCAUCCUACGGAUAGUCUGGACCUAUCUCUAUCGGUGCCAUGAACCUAGCUCCACAGCCACUUCAAAGCUUGAUAUUGUCCUCAAACAUCUUUUCCCCCCGAAAGGACAAUCUAUAUUUCCUCCUGACGAAUCACUGGAAUGCCAUGAGUAUAUCGUUCACUUUAUACUGUCUCGCCAUUUUGACUAUGGGAUUGACAUCAUUAUGGAGUUUCUACAAGAGUCCGAGGCACUUGGAAAUGGGACCUUGGAUUUGAAUCUACCGUUCCGUCCUAUUAUCGCUCUCCGCGCCAUCCUCCUGACCCUCACUGCAAUGGAAAAGGACUCGAAACCCGUAUGGCCGUCCAAUGUUGAUUUCACCACAUACGAUACUCAAGAUGACUACACCUAUGAAGCUACAUUUCUCUCCGAGGCAUUCUAUACCAAACCUGGCGUAAAGACUUUCUUCGAACGCUAUGGACCAGUUAUUGGGAAACUUGCUAUGGUUUGCGCUCAAGCUGUGGGACAUUUGACGCUGUCCGACGAGCGCUUUUUGCGCACCAACUACUCAUUUGAAGAAGGCGAGCAACUUGUCUUUAAGCGCCGAGGAGAACUAUCGGUAGCAUACCCUCGCCAUCUCGAUCCUCAAGUCUAUUUCCUCAUGGUCUGUUUCGAGUCUUGGCCCCGAUGCUUGCACUCCAGCAUAUCUAUUAUUGAUACCCUCGACCUACUUAUAAAAUCACUCAAUCAUGUGGAUGCCGGACUUGCUGAAGCUGCUUCGUCUGCCCUACGACGAAUAGCUGCUAACGAACAACACGUCAAGGCGGCUGUAUGGCGAUGCACCCGCUAUUUGUUUUCACCUCCUAUUCAGCCAGGGAACCGGGAUACAUCAGCUUUGCGCAUGGUUGCUGAACAAGAAUACGUAGUACCACUCUGGACUGAUUUGGUGGGAGCGUGGGCUGAACAACUCGAGAAGCCUCCAGAAGAAGAAGCUAAUGAUUCUGACUCGGUAAAGGUCGACUCGGGUGAAUUGGCCCAGGAGAUUGAAGGUGGAGCGCUAUGUUUACUCUCCUCCGUAUCGCAGUCGCUCCGCGCCCUUGCAGUCAAGAUAUUGCUGCUCUCCGUCAGACUAAUUCCUAACGCUCAAAAACGAAGCCAUGGGUCCCAAACAUCUCCCACCAACUCUGAAACCCGUGUAUGCAAUAUUCUCCUCGGUAAAGGGGUUUCGAUCGCUACUAUUUUCGAACGACGAGAGCAUGCGCCCCCAGAAAAAUACCGAAGGAAAUUCCUCCAGUGGCAACAAAACAAGGAUCCCAAUUGCUUGCUGCGUUUGGCACAGAGCAAAGACGAAGAGGAUCUACGCAUAUGGACCUAUGUCUUCCCUGCAAUCACCCAAGAGUGCAUGGUACGAUCCCCACAUGCUCUGGAAUAUGCCCGUAUGACUUGGAAUGCAUGGAUAGUCCGGUUUCAUCCAAUUGUUUCAACUAUAGCUGGAAUAUCCUCAAAGGUAGCUGCUGCUGCACCUCUUGCACGCCCAACUCGUCAAGGCUCUGGAGCAUCGGAGGACGUCGAAGAUAGGAGAGACGGGCAUGCUUUGUCUGUCGAACAAUGGAGAUGCUGGAUUAUUGCACUGUGCUCCUGCGCUAUACAGUCUGAUGCUCGCCCUACCCCUGCUCGUGAACAUGGGAGAAUGCCUUCAGACCCUGCAUCUCAGCGAGAACGACUGACAACCGCGCGUGGUCUCUUCCGGCUUAUAAUUCCGUUCCUAUCCUCUGAUCAGGCCCGUUUCCGAGAUGCCGUCACCACCGCAUUGGGUUCGGUCCACUUGAGCACAUUCAAGACCGUAUUGGAGGAUUUGCAGUCGAUCACUCGGCACAUAUACGACGAAUUUAGGAGCACGGCGGCAAAUCGUUCCGCUCAAACCGCUCGCAGGGCAAGGAGCCAAGAUCGGCUCUAUGUUGCAGUUGCCCAAGUUCAUCAACUUACGGCCCACUUUCUUCGAGACCCAAAAUCACUGAGCGAUCAAGGAGCUCUCCAUUUCAUGCUUCAAUUCGUGCGCGAAACCAAAACCUUCCUUAGUCAGAGCGACAUCAAGCAAGAUUGUGAUUCUCACCGUCUACGCCGUCUCUUUUGUGGGGAAUGGUGCAUAUACGGUCCUGCGUCCGGCCCGGUGCGACAACGUCACGCUGCAAUGAGGGCGAAUGCCACUCGGUACGGAACUGUUGCGCUAUACGACUCUGAAUGUGAACAGCUGGUAGAAGCUGUUCCAGCAGCCCUCGCUUCCCUCUGUGCAGGGGCAUUCUUUUACAUCGAUAAAACGACCCGCUCUCCAGGAAAACAUGUUCAUCCUGAGGGGCCUUCACCUCUUACGGUCCAUGAGGUACUUGACUGGAUAAAUGCCUCAUUGGAGCAUCCUUCAGAAUCGGUUAAUGCAUCUGGGAGGAAAGCACUAAAAUCCCUCCUUACCUAUCCCGCAAGGAAUGAGGAACUCUUGGAUGAUAUUUGCCGUCGCGCUUUUGCUUCGUUACACACAAUGCCUGGGAGCACGCCUUCAUUUGGUGUGGUCGCAGAUGUCAUCUUGACUUGUACAGACUCCCCGUUCUCGUUCAGCCAGGUUGUGUGUCUCGCCUUGGCCAGCUUAGGUGACACCGACCACCGGAUCCGUAAGCAUGGAUUUGACGUCCUGGAAGCCAUUCAUCGUCAAACGUCUCGCGUUCAUUUCAUUGCUGAGUCCGAAGCUGCAAUCCGAAGUUAUGCACCCAGUGUGUAUCUUCCUGGACAACGGCGAAUCUCCGAAUUCCUGGCGAUCCAUCACUCUGAAGAAGCAGUACCACUCUUAGCUCAAUGUGCUUUACACCUCUCCAACCUUAGGGAGGGGGAAGCGCUAGUGCUUCACGCGUUGGAACCUUGGAUGGCUUAUGUCGAGCUGAUGGCUGAAGGGACGAAUGACCUGCUACCUACCGGGGAUCUCUGCAUGCACAAUCUUCUGGCUCUCACGAUUCGUUUUGGAGAUACACACCCCAGUGAAAUGCAAGCGCUCUGGACCAAACUCGUCGCUGGAACACAUCCAAUGAACCAUCACGCCAUCGUCAAAUGGCUCAUCGAACAAGCCACCUGGCUAGGAAAUGCUGCUUUUGUCGCCUACUCUCGCCGAGUCAUCGCAUACUUAUCCCGAACUCAAUUUGGCGAACUUGUCUUCCACGAACUAUGCUCUUUAAUCUCGCCUGCAACCAUGUCGAUACAAAAGGCAAACAUACCCAAACGUCCUCGUUCACAUUUAUUUACGGCCGACCUAUCAACCCUACUUCCAUUAUCUGAGUCAAGAAAACAACUAUCCAUUGCGCAGUUGGCGCUGUUGUUCCUAGGAGAUGUAGCACUGGAUCCUUCUUGGGAUAUUUCAUACCAAUUACCUAUCUUCCUUCACGCUAUCUUCCUUCAAACCGACCAUAAAUCUGCGAGCGUGGAGCAAGAGAUUCACCACCUACUUCUCCAAACACUUCGAACUUGUACUGCCGUAUACGAGGAUAAUGGGCUCGAAGAGAUUAGCCGUGAAGACGUGAAAUCAUCUAUAUCCCGAUUGGCCGAUCAAAGCAGCAGCGAAUUUUGGCUAUCGGACGAGCCAGGGAUCCUGGACAUGGAAAAGCUUUGCUUCGAAGUCCUCAGAUUAUUAGAGCCUUCUCGCCCCCGGCUUCGUCAGGAGUGGGGGCUAUUAUCUCUGGAGUGGGGUGCGCACAGUUCUGACGCUUCGACAGCAUCUCUAUCCCUGCAAUUACUUCGUAUCCUCCGUCCACGAGUUCAGCAAGGCGCACUCAACGAACUUCUGGCUCGACUAACGAAUACUGUAGCUUCCAAUGACUCUGGCCCACAGAAGGUCUGCCAGGACGUUCUCAUGUCGUUGACUGCACUGGUCAAAGCCGAUGUUCUGGACCACACUCUCUGGCCACAACUCUUCUGGUGUGCACGGGCAUGCCUUUCGACGACAGUGGAGGCAGAAUAUGCCCAAGCCCUGAUUCUUCUCAAAACUCUGCUCCAAGUCUUGGAUAUCACAAAAGACGAAGUUAUUGAAGAUUUACUCGAUUAUCAACCAGAAUCCUGGGACACAGACGAUAUUAGUCUACAGGCAGUUAUUCUUCCAGGUCUGAGAUCAUCGGCUACAUGGAAAGACGCAAUGGAGGUCUUGAAAUCCCUAUCCAGGUGUACUCACGAUCAAUUUGUUGACCCCAGUGCCGGACGAUUGCGAAGCUUAUACACUAUCUGCCUUCCGCCAUUCUUGGAGGCCAUGGACCAGUCACAGCUCGAUGAAGACUUGGCUGAACUUGCAAUGAAUAUUGCCAGAAUGGCUGACAAUGAGAAGCGCGUUGGAAUCAGUCGGUUAAUGACGUCAUUUGCGAAACAGAAAUUCCGUACCAAGGAGGAUUUCCUGCGCCAGGCUGUCUCGUGCCUACGCGAGAACUACACUUCCAAACACUCCACGGAAAUUCUCACUCUACUGCUUGGCCUAGUCUUGAAUUCGGAACGUUGGCUUCGUGUCAAAUCAAUGCAACUUUUGAAGUUACUCUUCCAACAUGUUGAAACCAAAAAUCAAAACGUUCUUAGCGAACUCUUGAUGCCUUUAUUGUCGCUUCUACGAACCGACCUGGCGCUUCAGGCUCUCGAUGUACUAGAUGAGCCCCUGUCAGUUUCUGGUGGACUUGCAGCUACCCACGUUUUACGAAUGAGCAUGCAUAUUCGCAGCUCUCGUGAAUUGGAGGGAAAUCUCGUUGUAUUUGGAGUACCGGAGCCCUCCGGCUGGUGCGUCGCAAGGCCACUUGAAAUGGCCGCCCUGUGUAGGCGAAACGUUCAGGCCCUAUAUGAAUCCCUUAGUGCGACUGCUAGCGCCAGGCCUAUGACUAUGGCAUUCUCAGUCGCAUUAGACGGGAUCUCCACGAAUGGGACGAGUCAACUGGACGAGUUUGGCAUGAGCACGGAUAUGGACGAUGAUUUAGGCAACCUAGUUAGCCAGCUUAACGACCUCAACAGCUUCUUCACGACUGAAGGCACCCUCCCCGAGCCAAUUGCUGUUUCCCCUGUCCCACCUUCAGCUCCAAUUAACUUCCAGAACGAGGCCGAAAGAAGGGUGGCCGCUAUUCUGUCCCGAUCACUUGCCAAAUCUGGUGCGCGUGGCGAUUCAAUCUCGUCCAUGGAAGGUAUCGGUCAUACCAUAGAUCGCGAACGAGAAGACAAGGGACCAGGUACCCCUUAUAUUGGCCUGUUCGAAAUGUCCACUCCGCACCGAGAUGGAGAUGGAGAUGGAGAUGGAGAUGAUACACCACACAGGGACGGGAACGGGAACGGUCGAGACGACGGGAGACACGACGUACACGCCCAUGGCUAUCUAUCAGAGUCUGACGGGGAGGAAGCCGGUUAUGAAGCUGACUCUUACCUUAGUCACUCCCAAUCUCACAACCACCCUACACCUUCAGAUGAACUUGCCGGGCACCCAUACCCUCCAUCCUCAUUUGUCCCUGCUUCUCGAGAAGAAACUCCUGUUGCACGGUUCGCGGGACUAUCACAGUACGAUAAUGGGCCCGACUCCGAUAUCGAGAGUGACGAUGAUCGGAAAGGGGUUUUUGGACUGGAAUCACCACGGCAAAAACUAAAUGCCAAUCGACGCUCAAGUGGAGGACUCCGAUCAUUGUUUGGGAGUAGUGCGAACCACAAUCCAAAAGAGGGCGAAAGCAGGGCUAUGGCUGCAUUUGGGGGUACGGUGAAUAUGAGCAUGAAUGUCGCUUCUUCGAGGAAUGCGCAGAGAUUUGAUCGUAGGAAACGGAUAUGA
Rhizoctonia solani is the source of this 8514-nucleotide messenger RNA. RefSeq names its product cell morphogenesis protein PAG1. Gene Ontology annotation, molecular function: ATP binding; protein kinase activity. The transcript is spliced from 19 exons. Gene Ontology annotation, cellular component: cell cortex; site of polarized growth. Lineage: Eukaryota; Fungi; Basidiomycota; Agaricomycetes; Cantharellales; Ceratobasidiaceae. Gene Ontology annotation, biological process: cell morphogenesis; protein phosphorylation. The record is from RefSeq and is a predicted model, not a curated record. Bases 1 to 8514 code for a protein of 2837 amino acids.